Molecule: messenger RNA, 2318 nt
Organism: Coccinella septempunctata (seven-spotted ladybird)
Lineage: Eukaryota; Metazoa; Arthropoda; Insecta; Coleoptera; Coccinellidae
Product: sodium-independent sulfate anion transporter-like
Exons: 13
Coding region: 353-2149 (598 amino acids)
Biological process (GO): transmembrane transport
Cellular component (GO): membrane
Molecular function (GO): sulfate transmembrane transporter activity
Source: RefSeq, a predicted model, not a curated record
UUACACAACGUUCCUUGGAUCGUUAGUCGUUAAACACGUAAGAGAACUUUGUGAGGCAUAAAAGUUACCGAACAAGAAAAAUCAAUCGAAUUUUACAAUAAAAUUCCACCAAUUCUGAGAAUCAAUUCUGAAAGGUGCUAUAAUAGGUUUACGGUAUCCAGAUGGGAGGACAUUUUACAACAAAGGCUGGGAGAAUAACUCCACCAAGUUAAGGGAUGCAAAAUGGAAAUUUUCGAAUGACAAUACAUUGUAAUAAUGGAUUGCCUAUGCUCAAAAAACAUAUUGCCAAUAUCGGAUUGACUUCAGUGAAGUGACUCAUCCAUUGGUCCAGUGUAAAAGCCGCUUCACGAAAAUGAUUUGGCAUAAGACUCGUCCGUUUUUCGAAAGAAUAUUUCCGAUUUUGAGGUGGAGCAAGGAUUAUAAUGUGGACAAGGGUGUGUCGGAUCUCCUUACAGGGAUUACUGUGGGGAUGACUCUCAUACCUCAGAGUAUGGCUUACGCUUCUUUGGCUGAACUUGGUCCUGAGUAUGGGCUUUAUUCCUCGAUUUCUGGUGGAUUUGUUUACCUAUUCUUCGGAACAAUCUCAGAACUCCAUAUAGCCCCAACAGCACUCCUAUCACUUUUCACAUAUUCGCAUACCUUACACACAACAUUCGGGAAACACAAUGCUGUUGUACUCUUGUGUUUGCUCUCUGGUGUUGUGGAACUCCUUUGCGGAAUAUUGCAUCUAGGGUUUUUGGUUGAUUUUGUUUCGACGCCAGUGGUGGCGGCCUUCACAUCUGCGGGGGCUAUCACAAUAGCAACCUCACAAGUCAAAAACCUUCUAGGUCUUCAUUUUUCGGCUGAGACUUUCCUCAGUUCUUGGUAUCAAAUUUACGAGCAUAUUCACGAGACAAAAAAGUGGGAUGCAAUUCUUGGCACAUCGUGUUUCAUUAUCCUUCUUGGAUUGAGGAAAUUGAAGGAUUAUGGCGAACCACCUCUCGAGAAAGCUGGAGAUGGCUCGAUGAAAUGUUCGCAAAUAAAAAGAAUACUAUGGUUUGCCUCAAUUUCAAGAAACGUUGUUGUUGUUAUAGGGUGUUCUACUUUAGCGUUCUUCCUGAAGAAAAGUGGAUACGACGUUUUAUCUCUUACAGGUAGUCUUCCAAAUGGGUUACCAAACAUGAGUUUUCCACAAAUUGAAGUUACUUAUGAAGGGGUUCAUUAUUCUUUCAUCGAAAUGGCGAAGCAACUCGGCUCUGGAAUUUUAGUGGUACCUUUCAUCGCAGUUUUAGGAAACGUUGCCAUAGCUAAAGCGUUUGCGAAGGGAAAAGCGAUGGAUGCUUCACAGGAAAUGAUAGCUCUAGGUAUGUGCAACAUAGUGGGUUCAUGUUUUGGUUCCUAUCCUAUAAAUGCCUCGUUUUCAAGAGGGGCAAUAAGUAACGCUAGUUCAGUGAAGACACCCAUAUCUGGAAUAUAUGCUGGCCUUUUGGUGAUUUUAUCCCUCACAUUCCUGACCCCUUGCUUCUCAUACAUACCAAAACCAACAUUAUCAGCAGUCGUCAUAUGCGCUGUACUCUUCAUGGUUGAAGUAACCAUGACCAAAUUAAUUUGGAAAAUCAAUAAAAUUGAUCUCAUACCCUUCACACUAACUCUCCUUUCUUGUCUUCUGAUCGGUUUGGAGAUGGGCAUUAUAAUUGGAGUCUGUGUAGAUAUAAUUCUUCUUCUUCAUUCGAGUGCCAGGCCGAAGAUACUUUUCGAAGUAGUGGUUGAUAACGAGUUGGGUAAUUAUUUGAAAGUGACGCCAACAUCUGCUAUCACCUUUCCAUCUGCUGAGUAUAUAAGGGAGAGGAUAAUGAAAUGCCACAACAGCGAGCUAGGAACAGAUUUAUAUAUGGUUGUAAUUGACUGUCACAGAAUCCAUAAGAUUGACUUCACAGCUGGAAAGUGUCUUGGUGCACUUAUAGCAGAUUUGAAGAAUAACAACAGGCAAGUGAUAUUCUAUCAACCAAGGUUGAAGAUAGUGAAGAUUCUGAAGAACGUGUGUCCCAAGGAAAUGCUGAUUGCCGGAAGCGAAGAAGAACUUGUGAUCCAUUUGAGAAAUGCCAAAGUCGUUAAGUCAACUUUUCCAACGCAAGCAGUCGAAAAAUUCAAGCAAGUGAAGGAGACUUGAAAUUCUAACCUGUGAUGACAAACAUUGUAUGGUCACUUGAGCCAGGGUGUCUGUAGUUUUAGUUUUAUUAGUUUUAUACCGCUGUACCAAUAGGACGUUUAUUUAUUUACCUUUCAGUAUGUUUGUAAUCAUUUCAUUUGACGAAUAAACGUUUGAAAUUCGUUUUAAA